AAUUAAAAAUAUUCUCAUUCAUUACAACAAGUAAAGUAAAGAAGGCUUAAUUAAUGGUAGCUCACUUGAAGAAAAAAAAUCUCUUUAAUGCUCACCAUAGUAACGUAGAAACUGUAACCAGACCACUCACUCUUCAGAAUGUAGAAACUAACCGAGCUGAUGAGCAUAAUGUUUCUCACUGUAAUCAUAAUCCGAGAUUUUGCUUAAAAUCUUCACUCUGGGACCUCCCCAUCUCACUAAAUUCUCAAAUUUACAUCUGGGUUUUCUUGUUCGUCUGGAUUCUGAUGCAUUCAUUGCAAUUUUUUUUCAAUGUUCAAGCACAAUGUGUCUCAUUCCUUCACUGACACCCACUGAUUUCUUCUGAUACAGCAUCUGGGUUUUUCUUCAGCUUCAGCUCCAACCAUUUCCCGGAAAUAAUUUUCUUCUUCUGGGUUCUUUGGCAUUUCGUCAAACAGUUGGAGUGCAACUGGGUCGCAAGUUACAUACCAACAUGAGUACUCCAUUACCUACUCACCAAUUUUUUGCUCGAUAUCUUGAAUCCGUUGACAACGGGCGUCAGAUAAAACAUCAAAUUCCUACUGAGGAGAAAGAAAUCAAAGCUCAAUCUGACAUCAAGUCCCAAGCUUUCAAGAAACCCAGAACUUCUGAAGCCGUAUCGAACUCGAAUGCGGCCUCAGGACAGAACAAAAUGUUGCCUAGCUAUUACAAGACCAAACUGUGCCGCAAAUUCCAAAUGGGUUGUUGCUCUUCUGGGCAGAGAUGUUCCUUUGCUCAUGGCACCAGUGAUCUCCGCAGGACUUUGCGUGAUGCGCAAGGAAUGGAAACUGAGAACGGAAACUUGGCCAGGAGGACUUGGAAUGGUGAUCAUGGAAGUUCUAAUGGAGUGAGAAUAUGCAGGUCGUUCUUUAGAUGGGGAACAUGCAGUUACGGAGACAAAUGCCGCUUUCGUCAUGUCAAUCCUGAAAAUAUCAGAGAUAGUUUGUUCAUAAGCAUUUCAACAGCUGGUGGUUCUGCUCAAUUUGACUGCAAGAAGUCUCUGGAACUAAGGAAGCUUUGUGGCUCUACUACACCAGAAUGUGGAAGUGUGCAGGCCAACAGUUUAAUGACUUAUACGAGGGGCAACAAUGCGUCAAAUCGUAGGAUGGGGGUUGCGACUGCUUAUAAACAUGGUCAGAGUACGCAGUGCAACUUAGAGUGGAACGAACUUGAGAAAUUGAGUCGCAUCUAUGCUGAUUGGAUUGAAGAUAUGCCUCUUCUACGUGGCUCAUCAAGCAAAGUGGAGUGUUACUCGAGUUUAGUGUGACAUGUGUAAGGAAGUAGAUUAGUUCUCUAUAGAUAUAAGAAGCUUGUUGUAAUUUCCUCUAACACCUUCGUUUUGUCGAGUGAGUGGGGAUUGACUUCGAUUGUGACCCGUAGUCUGGUAAACACAGGAGAUGCUUCAUACCUAAGAGCCUACAAAGCCAGAUUUUAAAUAUCUUGAUUUUCCGUAUCUCUGUUGUCUAGGGAUUUUAGCCGUUAUCUUCCGAAUUUUAUGCACAUUGUUAUUGUAAAGACGUAUUUUCAGUUUACAAGAUAUGGUGUGGCACUGUCACAUGAAUGUAGCCAAG
This is a messenger RNA of Pyrus x bretschneideri (Chinese white pear), 1607 nucleotides long. RefSeq names its product zinc finger CCCH domain-containing protein 28-like. Lineage: Eukaryota; Viridiplantae; Streptophyta; Magnoliopsida; Rosales; Rosaceae. The transcript has 2 exons. Gene Ontology annotation, molecular function: mRNA binding; metal ion binding. Bases 491 to 1303 code for a protein of 270 amino acids. The record is from RefSeq and is a predicted model, not a curated record.